AGUCGUUGAGUACCGUACGAAAGGUGUUGAUCUGCGUUAAAAAAAACGUUUUUUUUCGUGGAUCUAGAGGUUUAUAGUGAUGUUAGUGCGUUUAGUGAUGACGUCGCGUCGCUGUUUUUGAGUACGGGGGUUGUUUAAGAGAAACAUGAUGCCUCUGGCACCUACACCGGUGAUUUCCGUACCCUCCAAACCCAAAAUCGGGUUCUCAAUUGACUCUAUCGUGGGAGGACAAACCAGUGCGAGUCCCCAACACUCUCCAGUGCAUUUUUCGGAAAGUUCAGCACCGAUCUCACCCUCCAGCGAUGUGGAGCACAAAAUAAACUCAAGUCCCAAGCAAUACUCACCAACCGUUUCACCGAAACCACCCAUUAUGGUCCCGGGGAUACCCGCGCAUACCCUGAUACGACCUAAUCCAACAUAUGAUCCGAAUUUGGUGGGUAAAAAUGGGUUUUUGCAGCCGGAGUUGAUGCAUAAUCACGGAGGGCAGCAUCCGUUUGCUCUAGCGGCUCAUUUCCAGGGUGCCGCUCUGGCGGCGGCUUUGAGCCAGGGCCAGCACGGGUUCCCGGGACAGCCGGGACAUAUGGCAACGCCGACGCCGCCUAGGGAUAGUUAUCCGUUGUAUCCGUGGCUGUUAUCCAGGCACGGGAGGAUAUUUCCGCAUAGGUUUCCCGGAGAAAAGAAAAGGAAAGAGGAGGAAAUGAGGAUAGUGGAAUGGAAGGAUGGAAUGGAGGACAUGAAUGGAAGGAAGGAAGAAGAUGGAAAUGGAUGA
Molecule: messenger RNA, 769 nt
Organism: Sitophilus oryzae (rice weevil)
Lineage: Eukaryota; Metazoa; Arthropoda; Insecta; Coleoptera; Curculionidae
Gene: Ems
Product: homeotic protein empty spiracles-like
Exons: 2
Coding region: 146-769 (207 amino acids)
Source: RefSeq, a predicted model, not a curated record